Messenger RNA from Dufourea novaeangliae, 687 nucleotides. RefSeq lists its product as uncharacterized. The record is from RefSeq and is a predicted model, not a curated record. The transcript has 2 exons. Lineage: Eukaryota; Metazoa; Arthropoda; Insecta; Hymenoptera; Halictidae. Bases 1 to 687 code for a protein of 228 amino acids.
AUGUCGUCCCCUACCGGUGGAAGUGAGAUGACCGUCGCGUCCGGUAAUGUCGAUACCGAGUGUGAAUCGGUGAACGUGCUGCUCGAGGAUUACUUCAAGUCCGCACGUAUUUUGAAGGACGAGACUAAGUUCAGCAUCACGAUUGCGAACUCGGGUGAAAAGUACGUCGAGUUGGUCGAAGACGUUAUAUUAAAUCCAGCAGAAGAAGGACAAUUCGGAGUUCUGAAACGUGAGUUGAUUAAGAGGCUCGCCGAGUCGGAUAGUUCGCGGGUGCGCAAACUGAUGGAGAGCGAAAAGAUGAGAGAUCGCACGCCAUCGCAGUUCUUCAGAGAUUUGAAGAAGCUGGCCACCCAAUUGACACCCGACGAUUUUAUCGUGACGCUAUGGAAGAACCGGCUGCCGGCCAACACGCAGCGAGUUCUGGUCGUCAUGACGAAAUCUAGCAUCACCGCACUGACGGAGAUGGCGGAUAGGAUCCAUGAAAUCCAACCGGAAAAUGGACACAUCGCUGCCGUGACCGAGAAAUCGGAACUAAGUGCGGUGGCAAGCCAAGUGGAUGCCCUGAUCAACAAUCUACGUCGGUCACAUUCGCCUUCAGGUCAACAACGCAGUCAAAGGCAAGGAACCCCUAUGCGCAGGACGACGCACAGUGGUCCAGAACGCCGAUUUAGCAAUUCAGAAGUUUAA